AAAAUAUCGAAUUCGGCAGCGAUUACAGAUUGCUGUUGCAUCGAGUUUGUUUCACAUUUUGUGAUCUUUUCAGCGCACCCCUGAAGUGCCAGUGCCGAAACAUGUCGGGUGUGUUCCGCAUCGGUGUACGCCUGGUGCAAGGUUCACCGGUUCCCAAGCCGUUCCUUGUGGCCGCGCGUAACAUUUCCGGCAAAACGUUGCGUGGUUCCAAGCUGAGCAAACCGAAACCGUUCCCGUACCUGGAGAAACAGUACACUGCUUUCAAUGCGUGCUUGGACGUGCUGACCAAGAAUACGACCAGUCGGUUCGAUGAAAAUACCAAGGUCGUCGUUGUCGAUGGACCGAUUGCGGCGGGAAAGUCCGCUUUCGCGAAAGAAUUAGCGACCGAGUUGGAAAUGAAAUACUUUCCCGAGGUAACGAUGGACAAUUACUACAUCAACUCCUACGGUUACGAUAUGCGCAAGCUCGAUCCCUUGCUGCCGGCGACGAUGCAGAGCGUCGAUGUGGCAAAGUUCCUGCAAGAUCCGACCAACCGUAAUGUGGCCACCUUCCAGGUGCGCAUGCUGGUUGAGCGUUUCUCGCAGUACAUCGAUGCGUUGGCGCAUCUGUUCAGCACCGGCGAGGGUGUCGUGCUGGACCGUAGCGUCUACUCCGACUUUGUGUUCCUGGAGGCAAUGUUCCGCAACGGGUACAUCUCGAAGGGAGCCCGCUCAGUGUACUACGAUCUAGUGAAGAACACCUUCUGCGACCUUAUGAAGCCGCACCUCGUGAUCUACCUGGACGUGCCGGUGAACGUCGUGAAGGAUCGCAUAAAGAAGCGUGCGAACCCGGCCGAGGUUGGCUCGAAGGCCCUUACGGAUCAGUACCUGAAGGACAUCGAAACCAUCUACAAGCAGCAGUAUCUGAAGGAAAUUAGCACACAUGCGGAACUGCUCAUCUACGACUGGUCGGACUACGGCGAGACCGAGGUCGUCGUGGAGGACAUUGAGCGUAUCGAUUUUGAUCGCUUCGACAAGGACGACCCGAAGAUGCGCGACUGGGUGCUGGAGAACGAGGAAGACUGGACCGAGGCCCGCUGCCGGUACAUGAACAAGCCGGACCUGAUGAACUCGCUGAACGUUCCCCGAUUCGACGUCCCGGAGCUGACCGUAUCGCCGGACGAUUUCAAGGCGUGGUACGACGUCUGGUACUCGGCACCGGGCAUGAAAUAUCGCAAGGGCUACAACGAGGAUUGUGGCGACACGGGAAUUCUGACCAAGAUGCAGUCGGACUUCCGCAAUACCCUGUAAAAAUCCGUGCAACAGAAUCCUUCCCGAAGGAGCAGUGUAAUGAAAUAAAUUGUUAAUUUA
This is a messenger RNA of Anopheles coustani, 1349 nucleotides long. RefSeq names its product NADH dehydrogenase [ubiquinone] 1 alpha subcomplex subunit 10, mitochondrial (gene ND-42). NCBI's taxonomy places the organism in Eukaryota, Metazoa, Arthropoda, Insecta, Diptera, Culicidae. The record is from RefSeq and is a predicted model, not a curated record. Gene Ontology annotation, cellular component: cytoplasm. Bases 102 to 1289 code for a protein of 395 amino acids. Gene Ontology annotation, biological process: mitochondrial electron transport, NADH to ubiquinone. The transcript has 3 exons.